Messenger RNA from Magnusiomyces paraingens, 2811 nucleotides. RefSeq lists its product as uncharacterized. Gene Ontology annotation, cellular component: exocyst. Lineage: Eukaryota; Fungi; Ascomycota; Dipodascomycetes; Dipodascales; Dipodascaceae. The transcript has a single exon. The record is from RefSeq and is a predicted model, not a curated record. The coding region runs from base 1 to 2811 and encodes 936 amino acids. Gene Ontology annotation, biological process: exocytosis; Golgi to plasma membrane transport.
AUGGCAGACCCUGACAGGCUUCGCCAAUUCUACAAUCUUUCUGAUGAAUACAGCACUGAAUGGACGGAGCCCAACUCUUCUACUUUUAACUUGAACGACUUGGGCUCUUCAGCCACUGGUGAUUCUUCUAAGUACGCCCUUUUGCGCCAGAUCGCUUCCUCUGCUUCUGCUGCUCCUUACGAGGUCCCUCAAGAUGAACCCGACCCACUGGGUUCUACAAACUCUAUUGUUUCUGUUCUUCGAUCAAGAGGAAUUGAUAUUUCAGAUUUUUCUAAACGAAACCGUUAUUUUAUCUCUUCAACGAGCUUUAAUCCACGAGUGUUUUUGCGCGACGUGCACCCAGAUGCAACUUUUGAUAACCUUGUUAAUGCUCUGAACUAUUUGGAGUCUACAAUUUCGGAGCGUUCUGAGGCUUUGAGAUACUUAGUAGAGCAUGACUAUGACCGCUUUGUACAAGCCAAGUCUUCGUUAGACUCUGUUUUUAAAAACAUACAAGCCGCGGCAUUUAAUGACCCAGACUCUACUUUAGGCUUCCAACAACUCAAAAAUUACAUUGAUGAAUCUAAUGCCAAUGCUACCAUUCUAAUGAAGCCUGUAAUGGAUAAUAAUAACAAAGAUGAACGCCUUAAGACUGCUCUUUCACUUGUCAAUAGCAACAAGUAUUUUUUCAAUCUCCCAAGUCUCAUUCUUUCCCAUAUUAACAACAAUGACCACGACAGUCUUAUCAGAGAUUACCGUAGAGGAAAAGAUAUGCGCUCAAACGAAACUGAUAUUUUAAUGUCUUCUGAUACCCUUACUGCUAAAAUCGAGCAACAGCGUGUUCUUGAGCGUAUCUGGAAUGAAGUUGAAGCUAUUGUCGAUGAGUACAAACAGCGCGAGUGGAAGGCUCUGGCAAACGCCACAGCAGACCAAAACUAUAUUUCUAUAAUCACUAAGCUGUUAGAGCUUGGUGUUGAAGACAAUCCAAUUUUUGAGUGGAUUUCGUCUCAGCUUACUUCCUUUGAACAAAGCUUUGAAGCCAGUUUUAAAAAACUCAAUUCUAUUCUGGAUAUUUAUACCGCAAACAUUCUUGCUGUCCCUCAGAACCCAUCCAUUCCUCUUAUUAGGGCCAUUCGAAGCAUUGCAGAACAAUCAUCUUUUUCUUCUUCUGGCAAAAUUUCUAUCAAUGCUGAACAUUCUUCUAUAGCUGAUGGAAACUCAUCAUCGGUCAUUUACGACAGUUCUAGCGUUGUUGAGAUGUGGCUUGCCAUUCGUCUUGAAUUUCAAGAUAUUAAUAAUCUGAUUUCCAUGUUUUGUCUUUGCUGGAAGCGUUGCAUUGAGUUUGUUGAAGGAACCCCCCAGCGUAGCUUGCCGACUGGUUGGCAAAACGAAUCUCUCAGCCAUUUAACUUUUUCUGAUGACGAACUCUCAAACAUUAUGGAAAGUGGCCAAAAAAUUAUUUCUUUGAUUUCAACUAAGAUCUACGAAUUUUUUUCGGAAACUUCAUCACCUUUAACCAUGGUUUCUGGUGCUUCAAAGUCAAACACCGCAGCGUUGCCCCAUGCUCACAGAAUUGGCAAGGAUGAACUACCAAAGUUUUUACCGCCUUUUGCCAACGCCAUUAGCACAACAAAAUAUCUUUCAAAAAUUAUGUUUUUGAUUUCUUCUGGUUUUAAUGAACUGGUCAUUAAUAUUGAUUCUGCAAAAACUACGGAGUCAUUAUGUAACGUUUUAAAGUCAAUUCGCGAGCGUGCUGUCAAUGCUACCAUUUACUCUUGGGAACAGGAUGCUGAAACUAUUUACCUUAUUGAGGACUGGAUGCCAUCACAAACCCGUGCAUCAACAAGAAUUCCCAAUUUAUUCUAUGCAUAUCAAAACACAGUCCUGAUGGGUAUAAAUGAUGUGUUGAAACUCUCAAGCGACGGACAGGAAAUUAAGGGUGCUGUAAUACCGCCUAAAUCCAGCACACUAACAAAUCAACUUCAAAAUUGUUUUUACAAUACUGUCUCUGCAACUCUUGACUCAGUGAUGAAACUAAUGAUUUCUUCAGAAAAAACUGACCGACACCGAUCGAGCAAAGUGAUUUCUGAACCAACUGUUGGAACAGAUCCUAUGGACAAAUUUUUGGCACUUGAGCUUUUACCCGAUGAUGUCAGUGAAGAGCGCAAGAUUCUUCUUACUCUUACGAGUUUGGAACAAAUUCGUGACGACAAGCUGCCACUUUUGUUUAAACGUCUUGAUGCCUUUAUCAAUACAAAUUCUAAGGAAGCAUAUGGUACCUUACGCUCAAGUAUAGAGAAAAUGACUAGCACUCUGUUUGAGCUUUAUAAUCGCCGCAAGAAGACACUGCUGGCGGAAGGUCUUCGUCAGGGCAUUUUAAAGUCGGGGAUCAAUUGGAGUUCCAAUGAGCAGGAAAUUCCUCCAACAGUCAGUUCAUAUGUUUACGAGUGUCUCUUGAAUAUUGUGGUGGUUCACUCUCAUGUCUCGGAGAUUGCACCUAGCCAAAUAACUAAGGUCAUUACUGUGUUGUACGACCAUGUCGUUAAAACCUUGUUGGCAUCUUACCGUGAAGUGGAACAGUUCGGACGGUAUGGUUUGCUUCAGGCCAUUGCAGAUAUCGGAUUAAUCCGAGUCACAAUGGAAAAGUUCCAAACGCCUGAGAUGCUACAAAAUUACUCGUUGCUUUAUGAUUCUAUCAAAGAAGCAACCGUGGACCGUAAAGCCCUUUGGGAAUCCACUCAUCCUCCUUGGGAAAUUAUUCACCCUUUGGUGCUUAAGGCCCAAUCAUCUAGUAAAGCUGAAUUUAGAUGUUUCUUUUCAGCAAAGCAUUAA